AUGGAAUCACAUGAGAAGAUCGGCAAGAUCGCGGCUGAACCCCGGGAUCUUGUCGACGUUAACUUGGAAUUGGAAAAUACAAAAAGUAAUGGCGUCAAACCGAAGACGAGGCAGCUCAAAGAUUUGGAUGACCUGUUCCCAUAUAUCGGUGACUUCGGCUGGUACCAACGCAUGUUGUUCUUUCUCAUGAUACCCUAUGCUUUCUUCUUUGCGUUUGUUUACUUCUCCCAAAUCUUCAUGACAGUUGUGCCAGCUGAACACUGGUGUUUCGUUCAAGAGUUAGAGCAUUUGAGUGUUGAAGAACGCCGUCACCUUUCAAUCCCUCUGAAGGAAAAUCAAUAUGAAAAGUGUGUAGUGUAUGAUGUAGACUGGACGAGAGUUCUCGCGAGUGGAGACAUCACACCGAACACAACAUGGCCUACGAAGAAAUGUCAAGGAAAAUGGGAGUUUAACUUCACUGACGUACCUUAUGAAACUAUUGCUACACAGCUUGGAUGGGUGUGCGAUAAAGAUGAAUAUCCGGCUACAACACAAGCGGUUUUCUUCUGUGGAUCUAUUUUGGGAGGACUGAUUUUCGGUUGGAUUGCUGAUAAAUUUGGAAGAAUACCAGCUAUUGUUGGGACAAACAUGGCCGGUUUCGUUGCUGGACUUGGUACAGCGUUCAGCAAUAGCUUUUGGUCGUUCUGCUUAUGCCGUUUCUUUGCGGGACUUGCCUAUGACAACUGCUUUAUCAUCAUGUACAUUGUUGUCGUAGAAUACGUCGGUCCGAAAUGGCGUACGUUCGUGGCGAAUAUGUCCAUUGCGGUGUACUUUACAUUCUCCGCUUGUCUUCUUCCCUGGAUCGCCCUGGGGGUUGCAGAUUGGAGGAUCUAUACACUGAUCACGAGUGUUCCCCUGGUGUUGUCAAUAUUCACGCCGUGUUUGGUCCCAGAAAGUGCAAGAUGGCUGAUAUCUCAAGGCCGCAUUGAUGAAGCUUUGACGAUCUUAAAAAAAUUUGAACGAUUUAAUAGAAAGAAGAUUCCGGAUGAGAUUGUUCAGGAAUUCAAAGAAACCGCAAGAGAAAUAGCGAAAGCCGAACAAGAAAUAAAGAACUACUCCGUCAUCGAUCUCUUCAAGACCCCACGAUUGCGUUGUCAUAGCCUUCUCCUGGUGGUAUUUUGGAUGUGCAUAGCCAUGGUCUUCGAUGGGCACGUGAGGAAUGUCGGCUCCCUGGGUCUAGAUAUCUUCUUAACGUUCACAGUGGCAACGGCUACUGAAUUUCCUGCUGAUGUCUUGCUGAUUUUGAUUUUGGAUAUCCUUGGAAGACGUUGGCUCGCCUUUGCAUCACUAGUCCUAAGUGGACUGUUCAGCUUUCUUGCAACUGCUGUGCCGCUUGGCCUCCCCUCUGCCUCGCUGGCCAUCAUCGGUCGUUUCUCCGUGAACAUAUCCUACAACAUCGGGAUGCAGUACGCCGCUGAACUGCUCCCCACCGUGGUGAGAGCUCAAGGUCUGGCGCUGAUACAUAUCAUGGGCUACGUGGCUACUAUACUCGUCCCGUAUAUCGUGUAUUUGGCAACAAUAUCCUCAAUCAUCCCCCUACUAAUAUUGGGCGCCAUCGGUAUAUUCGGAGGUUGUCUAUGCCUCUUCUUGCCAGAAUCGAUGGGGAAGGACAUGCCACAGACAAUACAGGACGGAGAACAGUAUGGACUUGAUCAACGUUUCUGGGACUUUCCCUUUUGCAAGCGAAAAGCCAGUGACACCAACGGCGAAGCGUGAAACAAAACUCUGUUUAACCAUAUUAUUGUUUAAUUCCUUAAGUUUUUUUUUUUUUGUAAUGCAUAUUAAAUUAUAAAAAGAAUUUCCAUA
Messenger RNA from Melitaea cinxia (Glanville fritillary), 1845 nucleotides. Its product is annotated as carcinine transporter-like. The coding region runs from base 1 to 1755 and encodes 584 amino acids. The transcript is spliced from 12 exons. Gene Ontology annotation, biological process: transmembrane transport. Lineage: Eukaryota; Metazoa; Arthropoda; Insecta; Lepidoptera; Nymphalidae. Gene Ontology annotation, molecular function: transmembrane transporter activity. Gene Ontology annotation, cellular component: membrane. The record is from RefSeq and is a predicted model, not a curated record.